Molecule: messenger RNA, 2495 nt
Organism: Mizuhopecten yessoensis (Yesso scallop)
Lineage: Eukaryota; Metazoa; Mollusca; Bivalvia; Pectinida; Pectinidae
Product: zygote arrest protein 1-like
Exons: 2
Coding region: 871-1275 (134 amino acids)
Biological process (GO): translation
Cellular component (GO): cytoplasm
Molecular function (GO): mRNA base-pairing post-transcriptional repressor activity
Source: RefSeq, a predicted model, not a curated record
UUACAACAAUCAUGAAGGAAGUUGUGUUUACUUAUAUCUGUAACUCUUAUUGACACGGAUGUUAGCGUGCAGAGGGUCAUAAUGUGGGAGGAAAACGGGGUACCCAGAGGAAACCCACGUGGUAUAGACAGGAACAUGAAUACACUUUCCUAAUUACUGUACACCUAUGAUAAAGAUAUUCAGACCUUGUCAUAACUCUGAUAUAUCGGUGGCUUUUUCAGUAUAUGAUAAAUAUUAUUUAUAUUUUGUCCCUAGUCCAGUUAAAGUUAUAACUUUAAAAAAACAACAACUGCUUAUUUAUCCGCAAAAAUGCAUUUGGAACAUUACGAGCUCAAAAACUUGUUAUUUACAAUAAAAUAUUAUGCCAAAGGUAAGCAUACCUAUCAAUAUUUCUGUUUGUGAAAAUUGUUAUACUAUCUUUAUUACAACUUACUAAGAAGAAUGAAGAAUAUUGAUACAAAAACCUUUUAAACAGUAGUUUUAUAUUAUCAAUACCAUGCGUAAGUGACGGUCAUUUUCCUUGCACUUUGAUUCGUGCAAGAAUUAGAGAGAAGUCAUCAUAAAUUGUCAUUUACAUUCUAAAUAUUUAAAAAAAAGAUCGUGACAUUCUGUAUAAUGGAAGUCUUACACAAAUACACAAAAAAAUAUCUUGAUUUUGCGAUCUGUCCUUAACCAUUGUCAUCCCAUAAUUUGGACUGUAAAUCACGGUUUGAAAAUAAUAUUUCACAUCAAGGAAAGUAAAAGAUUAACACAAUUUCUCAAACCUAAAAAUUACGGCAUAACAAGCGAAAGUGAAACUACAACGAUAGGCUAUGACGGUACUUGGAAAAAACUCGGUUGAGUUAAAAAUAAAGUCUUUCGGUAAAAAGAAUGAGUGGAGGACGAGGACGAGGACGAAGAAGACAAAUACCGCCUUUAGAGCGGAGAUACGGGUACUUCCGUUGUACAUCGUGUAACAGACAUUGGGAGAGCGCCCAUGUGUACUGUAUCAAGAAAACAAGAAAGGUAUUCUUCAAACAAGAAUGCGAGAACUGCAGGAGAGCAUGUAACCCGUACAAAGUAGAAGUCAUAAAAUGUGGUAAUUGUGGAUUACCUGCAAACAUAUGUAAGGGAAAGUGUGGCUACGAUAACGAUGACGAAUUUGAAGACGACGAAGAUGAAAAUGGCGAUGAAAACGACAGCAACGCCUCUUACAACAAGCACCACGUGGAUCCAAAAAAGCCACACCGAGCAGAUCUGUGCCAAAAGUGUCAGUCUGGCUGGAAGUGUGUGUAAAUUCUUGCCUAGUUCAGUUUCACUCAAGCGAGAACAUGGCGUCAUUUGUCGGUCGCCAAUGCUUGGGAAUUGUGUCCAUUAACAUGCUAAUUACUGUUCAUGGGAUAAAGGGUUUAAUUGAUUUUUUUCAGGACUGUUUCAGUCUUAUUUUCACGACUGUAAUCCAACAACUUAGCACUAGCAGUGCCACAACCGAAGUGAACGUAUGCUUCCGUCCUGUUGAGCAGGGUAUUUGGGGAGGAUGAGAUCAACACCGCAGGUUCAAAACAGGAAACCUUCGACUUGUCGGAGUAUGUAUUGACUGCAGAUUAGAGAUUAUAAAUGGUUUGGUAUGGACAUACUUGUACUCACACAGAGAGAAAAUUCCCUGACUCUAGACGGAAAUAGUCCGCUCCAAAGGAGUAAACCACUGAAAAACUCGAUUUGCAAUGAGCGCUUCAUCUUGUAGGCGUUCUCUAUAGUUAGCACACGCGAGAUUUGGAUAGGCUACAUUAACACCACAGACAGUUAUAUACAAUACAUUACCAACUUGAUUUUAAAUAUGUCUGUAACUAAUAGUAAACUAGAAUAUGUCUUUGACCUCUCUUCUUUAUAUUUUGAAUAAUGGGGUGUUCUUUUCUGUACGCGAUUAAUUUUACACGCUAUUGAAAGCCUAUUUCAUGUUUUAUCAUUUCAAAACGACAAAAGCGUAAAAAAAAUUUCACAUAAACAUAAUAUUUUGAAAAAUACGAAAACACGCUAGAUGGUUCGAAAACUAUUAUGGCAAAAUAUGAUUAAAAUCCAGGGUCUUGAAGUAUUUUUAUUUAUUUAUUUAUUUAUUAACCUGUUUUUUUGUAGUUUACACAUUAGUAAAACGUUGUUUUUCCCAAAUUAAUUGAGUGUUUGUUAUUAUUAGUUCAGUUAAAACAAAUCUUCAACAGUUUUAUCGCACAAACAUCACAAUCAUAGAAAAGAAGUAAAAUUGCACUAUAACCUAACAAACGGAAUUUCAGCCUUACCUCACAAACAACAUCACAUUCUUACAACACAAACAACAUCACAUUCUUACCACACUAACAACAUCACCAUCUUACCACACUAACACAACAACCUUACCACACUAACAACAUCACAAUCUUACCACACAAACAACAUCACCAUCUUACCACACUAACAACAUCACAAUCUUACCCCACAAACAACAUCACCAUCUUACCACACAAACACAACAACCUUACCAC